Trachemys scripta elegans is the source of this 1110-nucleotide messenger RNA. Its product is annotated as calcium-activated chloride channel regulator 1-like. The record is from RefSeq and is a predicted model, not a curated record. Lineage: Eukaryota; Metazoa; Chordata; Testudines; Emydidae. The transcript is spliced from 7 exons. The coding region runs from base 1 to 1095 and encodes 364 amino acids. Gene Ontology annotation, molecular function: intracellularly calcium-gated chloride channel activity.
AUGACGGUGGUGGGUGUUAUAUUUAGAAUUCACAUAUGCUCCUGCUCUUCCACAGCUAAAGUUUUUGUCCAUGAAUGGGCCCAUCUUCGUUGGGGAGUUUUUGAUGAAUAUAGUUAUGAUGCACCUUUCUAUGUGUCUGUAAACUCUGGAAAAGAAACUGUUGAAGCAACUAGAUGUUCAGCUGAUAUCACUGGUAAAUAUAUAGUCCAAAGCUGCACAAAAAACAACUGCACGACAAGAGAAUGUGAAUAUGAUCAACAGACAAAGCUGUUUGAAGCUGGAUGUACAUUUGUACCAGACAAAAGACAAAAUGUCCGAGCAUCUAUAAUGAACAUGCAAAGCCUCUCUUCUGUGGUUGAGUUCUGUGAUCAAAGUACUCAUAAUGAAAAGGCUACAAAUCUGCAGAACAAAAUGUGCAACUACAAAAGCACCUGGGAAGUGAUUAUGAACUCUACGGACUUCAGUAACACCUCUGCAAUAAAUAGCUCAAGUCCUCCAUUUGAGACCUCCUUCUCAUUGCUGCAGACCAAAGACAGAGUAGUCUGUCUAGUACUUGAUGUUUCUGGGAGCAUGAUUGUGUAUAACCGCAUUAAACGUCUGCAGCAAGCUGCGGAGAUAUUCCUGCUACAGAUUAUCGAAAUGGAUUCCUGGGUUGGAAUUGUCACAUUCGAAUCUACAGCACAAAUUACAUGUAAUCUACAACAAAUAGUCAAUGAGACUGUACGCCAGGAUCUUAUCACAUACCUGCCUACAAAAACUGAUGGAGGAACUAACAUCUGCGCAGGAGUACGCAAAGGAUUUGAGGUGAUUAAACAAAAAUACUCUAAUCUCGAUGGUUCUGAAAUUGUACUGCUGACAGAUGGAGAGGAUAAGAAUAUGAACAAUUGCCUUACGGAGGUGAAAAACAGUGGAUCAAUCAUUCAUAUUGUUGCCUUGGGGUCAAAUGCUGCUCAAGAACUAGAACAAUUUUCAAACAUGACAGAAGGCUUAAAGUUUUAUGCCACCGAUACAGUUGAUUCCAAUGGCCUAAUUGAUGCAUUCAGUGGAAUUUCAUCAGGAAGUGGAAAUAUUUCUGAACAGUCUAUUCAGGUCUGAGUUUCAAAUUUUGUU